This is a messenger RNA of Trachemys scripta elegans, 680 nucleotides long. RefSeq names its product DM1 protein kinase (gene DMPK). NCBI's taxonomy places the organism in Eukaryota, Metazoa, Chordata, Testudines, Emydidae. The record is from RefSeq and is a predicted model, not a curated record. The coding region runs from base 208 to 639 and encodes 143 amino acids. The transcript has a single exon.
UGCCAGCCCGGAGCGGGGCGCAGGGCGCAGGGAGCCGCGGGCCAGGCCGGGGAGCCGCGCGGGGGCUGCGAUGAGCCCGAUCCGGGGCAGGGGGCGCUGAGCCGGGCGCCCAUCCCCGUGGCUUUGGCGCGCGUGGCUGGAUGUGAGGGAGGGGGCGAGGGCUCUGCCGACCCACGCGCGGGGGGACCCGCCCCACGAGCGCCCGCGAUGGCCGCCGAGGUGCGACUGAAGCAGCUGGAGGCGCUGGCGCUGGACCGGAACUUCCUGGGGCUGGAGACGCUGCUGGACCUCCUGCUCUGCGUCUCCCACGAGCUGGGCGCCUCGCCCCUGGCCCACGAGAAAUACAUCGCGGAGUUCCUGCGCUGGGGUGAGUCCGCCGGACGCCGGGGUCCCUCCCUGGCCGCGCCCCACGCCCCGGACACCUGGGUCCCUCCCUGGCCACGCCCCAGACACCUGGGUCCCUCCCUGGCCACCCCUCAUGACCCGGACACCUGGGUCCCUCCCUGGCCACGCCCCACGCCCCGGACACCUGGGUCCCUCCCUGGCUGCCCCCCUCAUGCCCCAGACACCUGGGUCCCUCCCUGGCUGCCCCCCUCAUGUCCCAGACACCUGGGUCCCUCCCUGGCCACCCCCCCAUGACCUGGAGACCUGGGUCCCUCCCUGGCCAGGGUGGCAUAUCU